Messenger RNA from Adelges cooleyi (spruce gall adelgid), 864 nucleotides. RefSeq lists its product as uncharacterized. The record is from RefSeq and is a predicted model, not a curated record. Lineage: Eukaryota; Metazoa; Arthropoda; Insecta; Hemiptera; Adelgidae. The transcript has 4 exons. The coding region runs from base 145 to 663 and encodes 172 amino acids.
AAGUCUUAGACAACACGAUCUUAAACAAUUUAAUAUCAGAAUUUUCUAUUAUUGAGAAUAAGAAUUUUUUUACGUGAUAGGUUUUAUUUAGUUAAAACUUUUGUAUACAAAUUAUUACCUUUAUAAGUACGAAAAAGUAUUAAAAUGUAUACUAAGUACAUUAUUUUAUUUUGUUUUACAUAUUAUUAUAUUCCAACAGUAAUUUCGUUUGAUGAAUCACUGGAUUAUGAGAAUCGGUUUAACCAAAUAAGAUACGCAACUGAUGAUUACAUUACCUUCAAUUCACUGAGUAAGACAUAUGAUAAUUAUGAGGUAGAUGAACUCCAGUACGUGAUAGACACUUACGCAGUCGACUUCUAUGGCGAGAACGAUUAUUAUCAAAGAAGAAUGUAUUUGGAAAAAUUUAUAUUGGCUGCGAAGGAUGGCCUCAUACAUAGAUUUCACACAUGGGAGAUGAUAAAUUUGUUUCUACAAAUCAUCGGAAAAGAUGCAGAGAGAGGCUAUAUUACCCACAAUGAUUUGGCGAGUCAUUAUGAAAAUAAAAUGUCUACAGCUCAAAUCGAAACUGUUAUGACUACCUACGGAACACCGCACUCUGAUGGACUCCGAUUAAGUUUUUUCGGCUUUAGAAGAGCAAUUAACACUUUACUUAUUCCACAUUGAUAGUACCUAUGGCAAAUACGUUCAGGCAUUCGCCAACAAGAUAUAAUUAUAAGAAGAACGCUAAAAUGAUAUUCAUAAUUAAUAAAUUAUAAUUCAAAUAAUUAUUAACUCAGUUUAAUUCAGUCGUCAUAAUACUAUAGAAAUUAUAAUGCUAUCUAAUACUAAAACCUAAUAAUAAAAUUAAAAUGUUAUGAAAUAAUA